UCGAGACAGCAGUUGUACCCGCUGCUUAUAUGUUGUGUCCACUGCAUGUUUCCCAUUUUCGUCUACAGCUCAUCAAACCCAUUUCAAUUGCUCAAUUACUUACCUUUUAAUUCUAUUUACCACAAACCUCGUUUGAUUCCAGUUCCUUUUUUUCUUUUUCAAGAAAAUUUGCUCUGUAAUUUUUUUGCCCAUUGAAGCUUAGUGGGAAAUUCAAUCAAGUCAAUGGACAAAGAGGUGCCAUUCUCAUAAGUUCAAAUAUAGCAAGAAGGAUUGGUGAAUGGAGCAUUGUUAUGGAGAAGAUGCUGAAAUAACUGAAUCAGAGAUUGAAGACUAUAAAGAAAAAUCAUAUGAAGAGUUGAGGUGUGGAAAUCAAUCUUUUAAGAUAUCAGAUGUGGCUUACACUUGUCCCUAUUGUCAAGAGAAAAGCGGGCGCCACCUUUUCUAUGAAGAUCUCUUGCAGCAUGCAAGUGGAAUAGGAAAGUCUAAAAUACGAACUGCAAGAGAUAGGGCCAACCAUCUUGCAUUGGCCAAGUAUUUAGAAAAUGAUGUAGCAGGUGCUGCUAUUCCAUCAAAAUCUAAUAAAGAGUUGAACAGUGGAAAUCACUCUUUCAGGAAAUCAGAUGUAGUUUUUGCUUGCCCCUAUUGUCCAGAGACAAGAAAAAGAGGUUUUUCUUUUAAGGAUCUGUUGCAACAUGCAAAUGGAAUAGGAAGCUCAAACUCUACGAAGCGAACUGCAAGAGAUACGGCGAACCAUCUUGCAUUGUCCAAGCGCUUGGAAAAUAAUGUAGCAGGUUCUGCCUGUUCAGCAAAAUAUUAUGAAGACUCGAGGAGUGGAAAUCACUCUCUUAAGAUAUCAAAUAUGGCCUUUGCUUGUCCCUAUUGUCCGGAGACAAGAGAAAGAGUUUUUUCUUAUAAGGAUCUCUUGCAGCACGCAAAUGGAAUAGGAAGCUCUAACUCUUUGAAGCGAACUACAAGAGAUAAAGCGAACCAUCUUGCAUUAGCCAAGCGCUUGGAAAAAGAUGUAGCCGGUUCUGCCAGCUCAUCAAAAUCUUAUGAAGAGUCUAGGAAUGUAAAUCACUCUUUUAAGCUAUCAAAUAUGACUUUUGCUUGCCCCUACUGUCCAGAGACAAGAAACAGAGAUUUUUCGUACAUAGAUCUCUUUCAGCAUGUAUAUUCAGUGGGAAACUGUAACUCUAUAACGCGAACAGCAAGUGAUAAGGCCAACCAUCUUGCAUUGGCCAAGUCCAUGGAAAAUGAUUUAGCAGGUGCAGCUGGUCCAUCAAAAUCUUAUGAAGAGAUGAAGACUGGAAAUCACGCUCCUAAGAUACCAGAUAUGGCUUUUGCUCGUGCCUAUUGUCCAGAGACGAGAAACAGAGAGUUUUUAUACAAGGAUCUCUUGCAGCAUGCGAGUGGAGUAAGAAAUGGUAACUCUAAGAAGCGAACUGCAAGAGAUAGUGCCAACCAUCUUCCAUUGGUCAAGCACUUGGAAUAUGAUGUAGCAGGUCCAUUGAAAGCUUAUGAAGAGUUGGAGAGUGGGAAACAAUCUUUUAACAUAUCAGAAAGGGCUUUUGCUUGUGCCUAUUGUUCAGAUACAAGAAACAGAGAUUUUUCGUACAAAGAUCUCUUGCAGCAUGCAGUAGGAGUAGCAAGCUGUGACUCUAAGAAACGAACGGCAAGAGAUAAGGCCAACCAUCUUGCCUUGGCCAAGCACUUGCAAAAUUUUGGCACAUAUUUGGAAAAUGAUGUAGCAAGUGCUCCCAGUACAUCAAUUUCUUAUGAAAAAAUGAAGAGUAAUCACUCUUUUAACAAUUCAGAUGUCGCUUUUGCUUGCCCCUAUUGUCCAGAGACUAGAAACAAAGAUUUUUCAUAUAAGGAUCUCUUGCAGCAUGCUGGCGGAGUAGGAAGCUGUAACUCUAAGAAGCGAACUGCAAGGGAUAAGGCUAACCAUCUUGCAUUGGCCAAGUACUUGGCAAGUGAUGUAGCAGGCGGUGCUAGUUCAUCAAUACCUUAUGAAAAGUUGAAGAGUGGAAAUUACUCUUUGAACAUACCAGCUGUGGCUUACACUUUUGCCUAUUGUCCAAAGAAAAGAAAGCGAGAGUUUAUGUAUAAGGAUCUCAUGUUCCAUGUGAGGGAAGUUGGAAGCUGUAGCUCCAACAAGCGAACUGCAAUAGAUAAAGCUAACCAUCUUACAUUGGCCAAGUACUUCGAAAAUGAUGUAGUACUUGCUGCCAGUCCAUCAAAACCUGAUACUCUAGGUGAUCCUCAGGUUGAUACUCUUGCAGAUUAUGACCGUGCUGAGAUAUUUGUAUGGCCGUGGAUUGCAGUUGUUGUGAAUCUUCCCACUGAAUUUAAGGAUGGACGCUAUGUAGGAGAAAGUGGUUCCAAUCUGAAGGAUCAGUUGAUAAGGAGAGGUUUCAAUCCAACACGAGUGCGCACUCUAUGGAAUGACCUAGGCCAUUCUGGAAUUGCUCUUGUUGAAUUCAAGAAAGAUUGGUCUGGGUUCAGUAAUGCCAUAUUAUUUGAGAAGGCCUAUGAGGCCGACUAUCAUGGUAAGAAGGAUUGGGAAGCCAGUAAUGGCAAAAGGCCUGAUCUUUAUGCUUGGAUAGCUCGAGCUGAUGAUUAUCAGGCUACUAAUGUUGUUGGUGAAAAGCUCCAGAAAUUUGGAGACCUUAGAACCAUUUCUAAUAUCAUGGAAGAAGAAUCUAGGAAGACUCGUAAGCUUGUUUCUAGUUUGACCAAUGCCAUUGAAGUCAAGAAGUUGAACUUAAAGAUGAUAGAGGACAAAUACCAGGAGACUUCCCAGUCUGUCGAACAGUUGAUUGUGGUGAAUGCUAAACUUCGUCAAUCAUACAAUGAAGAAAUAAAAAAGAUCCAGUCAAGUUCACGUGAUCAUUUCCAGCAGACAUUUAUUAAUCAUGAAAAGUUAAAAUUACAAUUGGAAACUCAAAAAAAGGAGCUUGAACUCCAACAUACAGAAUUGCAGAAACGUGAGGCCCAAAAUGAAAGUGAUAGGAAAAAAAUGUCCGAAGAUCUUGAACAGAAUGCUAUCCUAAAAACCUCCCUUAGUGCUGUGAUUGAAGAGCAAAGGAAUGUUGAUGAAAAAUUACCGAAAUUGGCAGAAGAACUGAAGAAACAAAAGGAGGAACUCCAUAAGAGAAUUAUUAAGCUUGAGAAACAACUUGUCGCGAAACAAGCAGGGGAAAUUGAAGUGGAGCGAUUGCGAGUGACUAUGAAGCAGAUUGAAGAAGAGGCCAAUCAGGAAGUUCUGCAAAAAGUUGACACACUGCUUAUGGAUUUAAGAGAAAAGGAAGAAAAAUAUGAAGAUCUAGUGGCUUUGAACCAAACCUUGAUUGUGAAAGAACGAAAGAGCAAUGAUGAGCUGCAGGAAGCACUUAAAGAAUUGGUUAAUGGUUUGAAAGAAUUACCUAGAAAUGGUCCUAUUGGUGUUAAGAGGAUGGGAGAGCUCGACAGCAGACCAUUUCUUGAAGCAAUGAAGAGGAGAUAUAAUGAGGUAGAAGCAGAGGAGAUAGCUUCUGAGUUGUGCUCGUUGUGGGAGGAGUACCUUAGAGACCCUGAAUGGCAUCCCAUUAAAGUCAUUUCCAUAAAUGGGAAACAUCAGGCUGUAAUUGAUGAUGAAGAUGAAAAGCUGAAAGGCUUGAAGAAAACUUACGGUGAGGAAGUGUAUAAAGCUGUCACAACUGCUUUGACUGAGAUUAAUGUAUAUAACCCAAGUGGAGGAUACAUCAUCUCUGAGCUGUGGAAUUAUGAAGUUGCUGAGAAAGCUACUUUACAGGAGGGAGUUACUGUGUUACUAAACCUAUGGAAAAAGAAAAUGACACUCGACUGAACUUUGGAUGCUUCAUUGAGCUUUUCCUAACGUUCUUUAGGUUAACGCAGCUUCACACUUGCAUUGUCAUGUACAGUUGCAUUUUAUCUUGAGAAGUUAUAAGAGGAGCACAAACAUGUCAUUUAUCUAUCCAGGGACAGACAAUUAAAGUGGAGAAUUGAAAAAUAUGGAGUGUAAGCUGGGGAGGAGGACAAGCUCGAGCUGCUUAAAGCAGGUGAGUUGUUUUGUAAAUUUAAGUGUGUUACGCUUGUUCUGUAGAUAGAUUAGAUGAAUUUGAAUAGAGAUGCUGCAGCACUAUAGUUCUUGUUGCUGGUUGGUGCUCUAGGUGCCCGUUAAAUGAAGGCUCCGAUCUUAUCACAUAUUGUUAUUCAAUACUGUGGAUGACUUUUCAUUCGACUAAGUAUAGCUUAGCUUAUUGGUAUUUGAUCAAGCACGAAAUGCAUUCUUGAAAGCAAUACUAUGUGAAGAAGAUUAGAGUAUUUGAUAAGAGUGAGUAAAACGAUGAGUUGAUUGAUAAUUAAUCAAAAUUGAUUUAGUAGCAUAAGUUCAAGCCUUCAAGGCAUAUACAUAGAUAUCUUUGACAUUUUGUUUCAUACAAUAACGGUCAGAGGACCUAUUGAUAGAAAAUGUAGCAGAGAAGAAGACAACCAAGAAACGAACUAAAAUCCGGAAAAGUAGAUGUUAAGCACCAGCCAAAGAGUUGAGCAAGAAUGAUCAACAACAUUGAAGCCGAUACAUUCCAUAGUUGCGAUUGGAAGAGAGAGACAUAAAUCUUAUCUUUUUAGUUCUUAAAAUUUCUGUUAAAGUUUGUUCAAUAGCAUAGAGUUUUGGUGGGAAGUCAAACAUGGGCAUACUACUUUAGCAAUAGAGAGGUACUAUCAUUUUUGUUCUUACAUUUUCUAUAUUAUUUUAGUCUUGUUGGAGAUUUAUAGGUCAAUAGAAUAUGUAGAGAACCUUUUUCUAAUAUUUGAUUCCGAGGUGAUCAAGCCAUUAUUGCUGGUUAUUAUUAGUGCUUUUUCCAUCUAUUUUCGGCUCUUACGAUGCUGAUAUUAUUUUUUUGGCUUCUGUUGUUGUUACUGAUGUGCUUUCUCUUUUCGUCUUCUUUGAGUCAAGGAUCUAUACUUCUCCGGGGCAGGGUAAGGUCGGCGUACACACUACCCUCCCCCAGACCCUACUUGUGGUAGUUUACUGGGUUGUUGUUGAUUCAGAGGUGAUCAAAUGGAUCAUUAGCCAAUCACACCAAGAAUGGAAUUGAGGUGUCUUUGCUAAUUUGUGAUUGUUAUUUUUAUAUAAUAGCAAUAAAUCACUUGGGAAAACUUUGGUAUAAAAGUUGAAGGCAAGGCUGCUACCAGUAAUUCUGUAGUCAACAAUGGUUUACAGAAUGCUUUUCUUGAUAUUUCUGGAAUUGUUAGGCAUUAUCAAUAUCAACUGCAAAGUGUUUCCUUAGCUUCUUCUCCUUCAACUCCACUUCAAUGCACUCUAUAAACUCUGUUCAUUCUA
This is a messenger RNA of Nicotiana tabacum (common tobacco), 5347 nucleotides long. RefSeq names its product protein INVOLVED IN DE NOVO 2. Lineage: Eukaryota; Viridiplantae; Streptophyta; Magnoliopsida; Solanales; Solanaceae. Gene Ontology annotation, biological process: gene silencing by siRNA-directed DNA methylation. The record is from RefSeq and is a predicted model, not a curated record.